This is a messenger RNA of Mya arenaria, 2101 nucleotides long. Its product is annotated as dynactin subunit 6-like. Gene Ontology annotation, biological process: mitotic spindle organization. Gene Ontology annotation, cellular component: dynactin complex. The transcript is spliced from 7 exons. Gene Ontology annotation, molecular function: dynein complex binding. Lineage: Eukaryota; Metazoa; Mollusca; Bivalvia; Myida; Myidae. The record is from RefSeq and is a predicted model, not a curated record. Bases 33 to 596 code for a protein of 187 amino acids.
CAUGGAAAACUGUUGUCUGCUUCGUAUUCAACAUGGCGUCGCAAAAAACAAAAUCAAGUGUCAAAAUUUCCCCUGGUGCAGUUGUUUGUGAUGAAAGUGAAAUCAUAGGAGAUGUCACUAUUGGAACCAGAACAGUGAUCCACCCGAAAGCUAAGAUCAUAGCAGAAGAUGGGCCUAUCAUCAUUGGUGAAAACAAUAUCAUAGAGGAACUGGCAUGCAUUAUUAACAAGGCUCCAGCAACAGCUAGCCCAGGCAGUCCACAGGCAGUGAUGAUAAUUGGAAAUAACAACGUGUUUGAGGUCGGCUCAUAUAUAGAAGCAACUAAAAUUGGAGACCACAAUGUUAUCGAAGCAAGAGCCACGGUAGGUAGACAGGUAAUGUUGACCUCUGGAUGCAUCAUUGGGGCGGCCUGCACGGUGACCAGCAGUGAGGAUCUGGAUGAAAACUGUGUCAUAUACGGUGCCAACUGUGAGAGACGUAUGCAGAAGGAACAUCCACCUGCUCAGACUCUACAGAUAGACUUUUUGACAAAGAUACUUCCUAACUACCACUAUCUGAAAAAACCUACAAAAUCUUCCACACCUCAGAGGAACUGAUGUCAACCUGCAAUCCUGUGUUCUUUUCCAGCCAGUGAUACAGUGUUUGGAUAAAUAGAACUCCAUGGGCACAAAAUCUUGCAUUUUAUUUUAUUAAACUAUUGUUUGCUUUCACCUCAAAUUACGUGUGUAUGUACGGGCCCAGACAACGAGUAUUAAGCAUUUUUGAAAAGAAUAAAUUUACAAGGUGACAAAUAAAAACUACUCUACAAAUAUAAAGACAACAAAUAAUGAUAGGAAAUUCAUACAUAAGUUAUUCAUCAGUAGCAGAACUUGAAUAAAAGUCAUCUGGAUUGGUAGUUUUGGCCAUGGAGUAUAGUCUGCAGAUCGUGAUAGAUUUCAAGUGUAUGAAAAACAUUGUGGUAACAGUGGAAGUGGUCAUCAUUGAAAUGAAAUGUGUCGAGAUUUAAAUGUUGAUUUUCAUAUCUGUUCAAUUUGUAUCAAGUUAUUAGAAAUAACAGACUAAAAGUAUUGUACAAAUGAAUAUAUACCAAUGGAAAGAAGAAACUACAUAGUGAUGUAGUGAUUGUCAACUAGAAUAAAAUAAUUGUCGCUGGCUACGUUAGGUCAGGGACUAUCAAUAAUGUUUGUCUGGAAUCAAUGUUGUUACUGAUAUUGUAUGUACAUGUACAUGCUGUUAUUUUUUUUUCAAAACCAUAGCAAUCAUACCCAGCAAGACAGUAUAAUGAAUAAUUUUCGUGAAAUAUUUCCUUCGUUUACCAAAAAAAUAUCAUGAAUAUUUUAAAGAAAUUAACAGUCUUUCCAUGAAGGGAAUUAAAUUGUAGUGUUCUUCCUAUGAUUUUAGAGUUUACAAAUAGGUCAUGUUUGCCACUGGCUUAAAAUGAAUUGUGAUCGAUAUAUAUAUAUGUUUUUAAAGAAGAGAUCACACAAUACAUAUUAGUCUAUGUUUUGUCUGUUUAGUUCUGUAGCUAUUGUUGAUUGCCAAUUAACUCUCUUUGUUCUCUGAGCUCCUCCAGACAAUUUCAGACAUUUUUCAUGCACACUUACUUGUUUCAGCAAGUAUAUUACACAUAUACUUGAAUGUUUUAUAGAUAUGUAAGUUAGACCAGUUUUAGCUAUUAUAGGUCACAUUUUAUGAAACAUUAUGUAAUAAAGUUGUAGACAAUUUGCUAGAAAACCUGUCUGCUGUGGUCAAUGUAACAAUUGUAUUUGUAAAUUUUAAGUAAUGGCAUGAUGGCUAAUUAAUCUUCUUAAUAAAUUUGUUGUUUAUUGAAUAUUUCCCUAUAAAUACUUCUUCCUCACUCCUUGAAUUCCGGAAUAAGUUGGCAUCGUUAAAAAAUGUUAUCCUUAUGCCAGUUUGGACUGAAAAAAAUGAUUCAAAAGGUUUUAGAUUUUCUUUAUCAACAAUGCUGUUAGACUAUAUGCGAAGUGUCUUCGAUAUUGUUUAUCAAUGUAUUGAUUAGUACAUGGCUUGUAUACCGUUGUGCAAUAUUUAUUUAUUGAAUAUUCAACUUUAAUAAAAGGUAUUAAAGUUUAAUGCUUAA